Molecule: messenger RNA, 1545 nt
Organism: Acanthosepion pharaonis
Lineage: Eukaryota; Metazoa; Mollusca; Cephalopoda; Sepiida; Sepiidae
Source: the annotation of a GenBank genome assembly
AUGCAGGCCAUCAGGACGGCCAAAGAGAUAGCCCUGGACAAAGUGGAGACUAUCGAGGAAAAGCUGAAGGUUACCGAAGCAGAUAGAGUCCGUCUGGACGAGGAACUCAACUGGCUCCAGAAAAAGCACUCUAACUUGCAACAGGAGAUGGACACCGUCAACAAUGACCUGGCCAAAGCUCAGGACAUGAUGCAUUAUGCAGAAGAGCGGGUAUCUUUGAGCGAGACUGAAAUCCAGAAUUUGCACAGGAGGAUCCAGAUGUUGGAAUUGCAGUUGGAAAGGAGUGAGGACGCCCUAACUCAAAAGAAGAGCGAAGAGAUGACAAAUUCGGAAAAACUGAAGGAAGCCGAACUUAGGGCCACUAAUGCUGAGAGGACCGUCAUUAAACUAGAAGAGGAUCUUGAGAAGUUAGAAACUUCCUUGUCGGAGGAGAAAGAUAAAUACAAUACUCUUCUUAAAGACCUGGACGAUGCCUACAAUGAUGUAGCACUAACUGUUGUACAAGUCACUUUCACCGCUAAGAGAGCCAGUUCCAGAAUUACGAACAUUCACCUUACCAUCAAUUGCUCCUGCCGCCGCGAAAUACAAGUACAAUAUUCAUUGUUUCUUUUCACCUUCUGCUUCCUCUCCUUUUCUUUCUUCUUUUUCUUAUCCUCUUUCUUUAUCUUCGCAUCUCCAUAUUUCUCCACUUUUUUUUUCUUAUGUCUUUCCUCCUCAUUCCUCCUCUCUUUUCCGUCUAGGAAUCUUUCGCUUCUCCCGCGUCCUUUUGCAGCGUCUUUCUCUUCACCAUUUUUUUCACUUUGCCGACCGUCACUGAGUGACACUUGUCGCUUGAUUGCUUUAUUAUUUUAUUCUUUCUUUCUUUCUUUACUCGUCUUCUACAGAUUCAUUUUACCCACUCUUACUUAUCCUUCCAAUUAUGCCCGGUUUCUUUCUUUCUUUCUUUCUUUCUUUCUUUCUUUCACACACGCUGUCCUUUCUUUCUCUCUCACACUCUCCUUCUUUCUUCCUCUCUUUCUCACACACACCUUCUUUUUCUCUCAUACACAUUCUCCUUCUUUCUUUCUCUCUCAACUCCUUUCUUUCUCUCAUACUCUUCUUUCUUUCUCUCUCUCUUUGAAAGUUAACCUCGUGUGUUCCUUUCUUCCUCUUUCUUUCUUUCUUUCUUGUCUACUCCUCUUUUUUCCUCCUCCGCUUUUAUUUUUUCUCCACUUCCUCUUCCUCAUCAUUUUCUUCCUUCUCUUCAUGUUCUUCCCCUCCUCGUCCCUUCCCCUCCGCCUUCUACUCUUCUGCUUCCGUUUCUUUUCCUUCUUUUUUUCUUUCUUUUCCACUUCUUACUUUUCUUCUACCUCCUAUUUUCUUACUCCUUUUUUCCUCUUUGAUAGCUUCCUCUUUCAUCUUUCUCCUCUUCCACCUUAUUUUCUUCCUCAUCCUUUUCCUCAUCCCUAUUUUCGUUCUUUUAGUUUUUCUGUAAUCACGUCUAUUAAUGCUAUUGCUACAACAAUGUGCUUCUUGUUUUAUUUUCUCUCAGAAAAAUUGUACUAA